Molecule: messenger RNA, 674 nt
Organism: Durusdinium trenchii
Lineage: Eukaryota; Dinophyceae; Suessiales; Symbiodiniaceae
Source: the annotation of a GenBank genome assembly
AGGAAGCUUUGCCUGGUAAAGAAGUCCUUCUUGGUGAAGAAGCUGCCGAGGAGGGCAAUGCCAGAAAGAGACAAAUCCGCAAGCGAACGGGUGCAGAGCUCCUUUUCAUCGUGGUGCACAACUCGGCGGUGGCGUCACUGGCCAUGUUGGCCUGGGCCUUUGGCUGGCCCUCCUUGGCGCUUCACGCCUUUUGCCUGGAGAUUGGCUACGAGGUCUUCGACAGCUUCAGCCUGGGCUUCCAGAGGAUGGAGCCUGAGACGCUGAUCCACCACUUGGUCUCUCCGAUUUGCAUCUUGUGCUCCACGCAAACCGACAUCGACUUCCGAGUUCUUUGUCAGCUGAGUAUUUGCAUCGAUCUCUCCGGUGCGAUCCUGGGAAUGAGCAAGUUCCUACUGCGCUUCUCACAUCUGUCGGCAUCGCGCAUCUAUCAGUUCUUGUCAAUGGUGUACAUAUUCCUGCGGGUCAUCUUCCCGUUGAUUGCCAGCAACCCAGAGAUUGGGACUGUCGUGAUUCGUAUGCUUCUUGAGCUGGUGCAGCCUGCUGCCUAACUUGCUUGAACAAAAGCAUUGAGGGAGUUUGGGGAAGUGCAAGGACAGACACUGGCCAACAACAAGUUUUGAGUUCAUUGAACGAAAAGUCUAAUUAUUGUAAGGGCUCCGCCCUGGUGCCGCCGA